This is a messenger RNA of Hemiscyllium ocellatum (epaulette shark), 6138 nucleotides long. It is a transcript of the gene ppp1r9ala, whose product is annotated as protein phosphatase 1 regulatory subunit 9A-like A. The record is from RefSeq and is a predicted model, not a curated record. Gene Ontology annotation, biological process: neuron projection development; calcium-mediated signaling; actin filament organization. The transcript is spliced from 19 exons. Gene Ontology annotation, cellular component: cytoplasm; actin cytoskeleton; dendrite. Lineage: Eukaryota; Metazoa; Chordata; Chondrichthyes; Orectolobiformes; Hemiscylliidae. Bases 384 to 4406 code for a protein of 1340 amino acids. Gene Ontology annotation, molecular function: actin filament binding.
CUACAAUAAACCCAUUGGAGUCUUCGAGCAUCGAUGCUCCGAUCCUGUGGGAAACUCUGACAAUUCAAUUUGCGCUCGUUACAGGUUACUUCUCUGGCACCGACUGUAUUUAUAGGUAACUCAAUACGGAAGAAAUGGAGCGACAUGUGGCCCACAAAAUUAGAAAAAGAAAUGUUCCUCGUCACAUCAUAAAUGGAGAGUUUCGAGCUGCCAAAGUAACCGGCGUGACUCCGGCGGCUUCUCGUCCAGAAGUUGUUUCUUUGAACGCUUUUGUUUAGUGGCGGAGGAGCCGAUGGUAACCUCCUGGGGACGUGCGCGCAGACUUUGCCAUCGAUUCCCAACAUAACACAGUGCGGGCCUAAUGGUCGGACAUUUGAUCUAACAUGAUGAAGGCUGAAGGUAAAGGUGAGAGAACGUUCAGGAGCGCUUCGCCCCACAGGAAUGCGUACAAGACGGAUUUUCAGGCUUUGAGGUGCACUUUUGAUGGAAGCAAACAGGAAACCGUUUCUAAAAUGGGUGCCCAGAAAACAAGCCGAGAGACUGGGCACAGGGAAGAGAUGAGAGGAAGGCAUUUCGGCAAUCGUGUACAUAAAAUAAAAAGUAUGCUGCUGCAAAUGGGCAACACACCCGAUGAAAUCAACGAAGGCAGCAAGCCUGAUUUGCGUCCAGUUUCUCCGCAAAAACAAUCAAGUGGAGUUGUCUAUAACAGUGCCCAUAAGACAUAUCAAAAGACAUCCAGUUCCGAUAAAACGAAUAGUGAAGAUGGGGAUUUGGACAAAACUAGCAUGGCUGAAAAAUUCUCAGAAACCAGAAGACUCUUUGAGCGUCAAAGUGAGGAAAAAGUAUUUGAUAAAACCCCUCACAAAAACGAUAACAAAGUUUCAGUAAUAAGUGUUUCAUCCGAGAGUAGAAAGAGCGGCUCUUCGUCUUCAGAAAGUGGAGGCAGAAAAGUUAAGAGCGACUCAAAUCCCUCUGUUUCCAACAGCGAUUUGAAAGAUCGAAGUAAUCUGAAAACCACUAGCGAUUUAAAACAAAAUCAUCCUCGCUCAUCUCUAAACGCUGGCCCAAUUUCGAGACGAUUAGAAAGCUUUCUAGCGGAUAGUGACAGCGAUGAAACAAACAAAGACACCAAAACAAAGACCUCUGCUACUGACUAUCAGAUUUCUGGAGGGCAUCAAAUGCCGCCCAGCAACACAGUGAAUAGUAAAAGCACGUCCCCUGCAGGAGAUGAUGAUGAAUCAUCUCGUUCGAUUUCAAUAGGUGGACCGAAAAGUAAAGAUCAGAAAGAAGCAGAAAUACCGACCUGUAGCAAUAAAUUAAGGACUUGUGAAAGUGACUACUGGGAACCAGAUCAACGUAAAAACAAAUCCCUUGGUUUCUCUGAAUCGUCGUCCUCCCGUAAAACUGUUCCUGUGAGCAGCAGCGUCUUUAACAGCAAUUUGGAUCGCCAUGUUUCAGAUACGGGUGCAAAUAAAAUAGGAGUAGUUCGGGCAGAGUUGGUGGAAAUUCAGAACGAAUCUUCGGGAAGUGAAAUUGAACUGGAUAAUGUUUUUAUUGAGAGGGAGCUAGAGAAAUCAGUGGAACCAUUUGCUCCGAGUAUUAGCCAUGACAUAGGACAGUCGCAUGAAACUUCUGUGAGCAAAGAACAUGAAGACCAAAUAUUUGAAGAGAUACUGACCAAAUCAGAUGACAGCGUCGGAGAAGAGGAAGAUGAGGAUAUUGAGAACAUUGAAGAGGAGGACAGAGUUAGUGGAAAGUUAUUUGUUGGGUCAGAAGUUUGUGGAAUAGAGAAUGCUGCAUUUGUGGAUGAUAAAGAUACUGAAGAAUCGUUACCAGAAGAAAACGAAAGCAAGUGUGAGGAUGAGUAUUUGUUUGAAGACGCCAGCUAUAUCCUUGAUGAUGAUUAUGAGGAAAUAUCCGGACUUUCUGAGGAAGAGGAGCCAAACUUACAUAGAAAGGUUCACUUCUCUACAUCUCCAAUCAAGGUUUAUAGUACCUACUCAAAUGAUGACUAUGAUCGACGCAAUGAGGAAGUUGACCCUGUGGCUGCUUCAGCAGAAUAUGAGUUGGAGAAGAGAGUGGAAAAAAUGGAUGUUUUUCCAGUUGAAAUUGAGAAGGGUGAAGCUGGUCUUGGAAUUAGUAUCAUUGGAAUGGGUGUUGGAGCAGAUCAAGGGCUUGAAAAGCUAGGGAUUUUUGUGAAAACUAUCACUGAAGGUGGAGCAGCAUAUAGAGAUAAACGAAUUCAAGUAAAUGAUCAGAUAGUUGAAGUGGACGGGGUUAGUUUGGUUGGUGUCACGCAAAUCUUUGCAGCUACUGUAUUGAAGAACACUAAAGGCAUAGUUAGAUUCCGUAUUGGUCGAGAAAAACCUGGACAACAGAGCGAGGUUGCUCGUCUUAUCAGUGAAACAUUAGAACAGGAAAGAUGCCAGGAGGCACUUCUGGAGCAGCACUGUACCCGGUAUAGUACAAGUGAUAAUGAACAGUCCGAAGAGUUUCCUGAAGAUGAAAGAACAAUUUCAAAUGAAGUUGGAGCUGGAGGGACAGUUGAAGUUGCUCAACAGACUGAAGAUGAAAAUUUAUAUUUAGCAUCAGACAUGGAUUCAUUACUUACUCUUAAAUUGAAAGAGCUUCAAACUAAGAAUGCAGUAACUGCAGCAGAAGUCAGUGAAUUGGCAGAAAGGCUGAAAAUUGCUGAAGCAGAGAAAAUAAAAUGGGAAACAACAAAGAUGCAACUUCAGCAAAGUGUUGAAGAGAAUAAGGAGAAAAUGCAAAAGGUGGAAAGGUACUGGUUAGAAGCGCAAAACCUUUGCAAAAUGGUAAAUGAACACUUGAAAGAGACCCAAUCUCAGUAUGACGUUUUGGAGAAGAAAUAUAACAAAGCUAAGAAACUGAUAAAGGAAUACCAACAGAAAGAGAUUGAAUUCAUUAAAAAGGAAGAGGAUUACAGAAAAGUUCUGGAAGAUCAAGAAAAAGAACAUGCAAAACAGCUGAGAGCACUACAUGAUCAGAUACUAGAACUGAAAACUGAACUGCAGUCCACUGGACAAAUGCCUCCAGUACUCAGCAACAACACGCUGCAUGAAACGGUAGUGGAGUUUGAGAGUCAAGAGCAGUUUGAAGAUAAUUUUAGUAAAGAGGAAGAUGACACAAACCAAACUCCCAAAACUGCUUUGGAAUGGGAAUGUAGCAGUACUUCCAAAAUUUGUGAUUUUGAUGAGGCUGUUCCUGAAACCAAGCGACUAGAUACGAGUUCACACAAAGCGAAAGCCCAACUUGCUUUGAAAGUUAAAAGACAGCCUCCAUCUAGGUUUAAACUAAAAGAAUCCUUUGAAGUUGGCGAUGAUUGUGAAAAUAUACAGGAUAAUGAUGAAAAUGAUGAAGAAAAUGAAGAAAUUCAGCAAGCAGAAUCCUCACUUGUCCGGAGUAGCUUGGAUUCUUUACAUGCUGUUGAAGAUACAUCUGUCCCUAAGAUGAAAGAUGUAACAUUAGAUGGAAAGUGUGAUGUGGAGAGCAUAACGAGCUUGCAUGAUGGAAGCUCAUCUGCAUCCCCUUGUUCCUCUCCUGUUCACAAGAUAAUUGAGAGCGAUGUGAGCAUAAAACAUUCAAUUUCUAGAGUCACAGCACCUUCAAGUUCUCCCACCUCACUUCUUUCAAUGAUGAAGAAACGUGAAUCAAAAGGCAAAGGAAAAGAGACCAAUGAAGACAAGAAAAGUGAGGAAGAACCAUCCUGUGGAAUUGAAAAUACAUCAGGAAAACUUAAAAGAAGAUUUCCUGAUUUUGGUGGAUUAAGAAAAUCUGGUGGAAAAGGCAAGAAAUUAGAUAAAGAAGAUCGUCGAACCUCUCUGGGUAGCAGGGGAUCAAAAGAAAUGCUUGAGAGCUCAGGUGGUAACCUUUCUGCUGCAGAUUCAGUCACAUCUAUACCAACUUGCAUGCCCUUUUCUUGGUUUGGUGAUAGUCGUAAGGAAGCAGUCUCUUCCAACAGCAGCCUUCAUUCACCUCCAAGUUCACACGACAUCUUUUGUGAAGAGGACAAAGAGACACCUGGAAAUAAAGUAUCUGAUCAAGCAAUGACAGGAAAACAGAACCAAUGGCAAAAUCGAGCAGUUUCUCAGUGGACAACCCAACAAGUCUGUCACUGGCUGAUGGGAAUGAAUUUAGAGCAAUACACAGCAGAAUUUGUUUCUAAAAAUAUUGAUGGAGAACAACUAAUGCAACUAGAUAGCAGCAGACUUAAGACUUUAGGUGUUGCCAGUCAAAAUGAUCGUGCCACAAUAAAGAAAAAACUUAAAGAAAUGAAAAAAGCACAAGAAAAAGUAGAAAAACAAAGAGAGAAGAUUCAAAAGAAAGAAAAGGAUCAACAGAGGAAAGCUGGUAAACAAGCCACCUCUGUGGAAACAAUCUGUUAAAUGUGACUAAACUUGUAAUGGAGAUUGCUUUAGACUAUUGUGCUUGGCAGUGUUAUAGUAUAUUAUAUACUUCACAAACUACAUCAUUCAGAAAUAAGAAAAGACACAAAUUUGUUAGUUUAACAUUUCUAUUAGAUAAAUUUAUGGUACAUUUUGAAGUGUGUUUGGACUAGGUUAAUUUCUGUAUAUAUUGUUAAUACAUUUUUGUAGGUUUAUAAUUCUAUACAGUUUUAACUAGCUCUGGCCUUAUGGUAAUAAAUGAAAUUAAUAUUUUAAUAAAACCUAGAGCACCAUUAAAAUUUGGUAUAAUACUUUGACAAAGGGUUAUGAGAAGUAUCUUUAAUUGUGAUACAAGCUUACACUGCAAGAAAAGAGUCAUUUAUGUACAUUUUUUUUAGGAAAAUAUAAUGCAACAUUGAAACACUUAAUGUUAUGUCUAUGGGCUAAAUUGCUGCAGGGUUUAUGAUGCAGUUCACAAAAGGUGAUACAUUUUGUACGUAGAAUGCAGACUGUACAAUUUUACAUUUUUAUAAUUCUGUACUUUAUUCAUUGCAGGUAAAGGCCAGCACUGUUUUGUAUGUUUUUUCUAAUCCUCUCCAUUGAGUUAAUACAAAUUUAUUUCUUUUUAUCCAAAGAAUAAAAGGUAACUGGAGAGUGAUUAUUAGAAAAUACAUUGAACAUUCUAAUAUUGCAGACCACAAAGGCUAUGCUUUGUGAGGGCUGUUAUCUUCUGUAUCCAGGAAGAGACUAUUUUAAUAAUCAUUUCUCCCAGUGACAAAUGUUGCCAAUGUCUAAGGCUUGGAUGGUUCUUUGCUUUCACUUUUUACACUUAUCUGAUCUUUCUCACCCAAACGUCAGCUUUUGUUAUUACUUGAAAUCUUAAGAUUUUUGUAUAUGCCAUUAGAUAUUUUUUUGUAUAUCUCGUGUAGCUGCACAUCAAGAUAUCAUCCAGUAUAAUCUGAAGUACUUUUACUCAUUUCCUCUCCAAUACGCUAUCAAAAGCUAAAUCAUUGCGAAUGAUUAUUUACUUACAUCUCUCCAUUCUAUGUUAGGACAGCUUCCUGUUUAUUUUCCUCUGGAAUUUCUGUUUUUUCCAUGUUGUCUCAUGGUUUUCCUGAUCUCUAUCUCAACUGCAUUCUCUUGUCUUCUUUAUCUAGCUUGAUAUAGCACUCGUGUGAGCAAAUUCAAAACUGGUGCCCCAAAACCACCUGUAUUCCCUUGUCAGACGUUUUUUUUUCUAAAUAAUACAGCUAGCUAAAUAAAAUAAAAUAUCAACAUAUUUUUUGUAUUUUAUUUAAUGUUUCAAUGAGAUUUGGCAAAUAAUAUUAAAACAACGGGGGAAUGGGGAGAUUAUGCAAGAAAAACAAUUAGUUUUGGUACUUCACAUGAAAAAUAUUCAUUUUUUAAUGGCAUUCGCUUGAAUUUAAAAUUUCAAAGGAAAAACUGUAAGCAGUGAGCCAUUAUACUAUCAUUGAAAUAUCAGGUUGAAUGUGCAUUGGGAAUGUACUUUUUGACUGUGGGUCUUAAUGCCAAUGACUGGAUCCAGGGUGCUGCAUUCAGUAGUAUGAUGUAAUUACUGCAAAAUGUAUUAUGAAAUUGUAUUAUGGAACUGAUCUUUGUGUUCUUCUGGAAAGUUAGGAUUUUUUUCCUUUCGUUGCUAAACAAAAGUUGUAAUGAAAAGGAAAGAAAAAUCAUUCAUUCCUAAUAGUUUAUCCACUGAAUAAAAAUGAAU